CGGUAAAAUAAACUAACUAAUGAAUCUACCAUUUACAGUGUGCCAAGUGGCAAGGAGAAGUAAAUUCUAUCUACGAUUUACAUAAGGAAAUACGGCAGCGUUUAGCUUCAAGUCAAGUGAAAGGAAGCUUGACUGAAGGUCCUCGUGUUCUCCUGCUGCUGCUGUAUUGUCUGAUCACCAUGGCUGCAUCAUCUUCUUCAUAUUGCAACUCAAACCAAUGCAGCCAUUGUGCACAUCUGCUUCACAUCCAACACCAACAUCAACGUUGCCUCCGAUCGACCAUGGCAGCUCAGAUCUCGAAUCUCCAUCAGUCGAAAGCACGAUCGAUCGUCAUCAGCCCGGUACCCGCUGCCUGGUUAUUUCCAACACCGUCUCGCAACCCAUCACCAUCAUCGUCGGUGUCGCUGUUCGGCCGUCACCAGGAAGAUCUCGUUUCUUCCGUUCCUCUUUCUCACCCGCCUUUCUUUUCUGGGUUCUUUUCUUGUGUUCACCUACCCAUUACGCCGGCGAUCAAGAGCCGGUGACUGUCCUCUUCGUUUUUCUGACAAAGAUGGUGAAUUUUAGUAGGAAUGAGGCAUGGAUGAUGCAACGAAUUAAAAAUCAGGCUUAUGAUCCAAGUUCGAAUAUCUGUUACCUUGUGAAACAAUAUUAUUUCUGGUAAUAUGAUAAGGUGAAGUUUUAUAGAAACCGAAUUGCAGACCAAUAAACAAUCACCUAUCUCACAAUCGUUGCUAGCUUUUACUCGGCCUGUUGGCCGAUUAAUUUUCUUUAUAAAAUUUUCAUCUCAUCCUCAAAAUUUUCAUAUUAUCCUCAAAGUUAUUAAUUCGAAUGGAACAAUCCAUUUAUCAACUCACGAAAAGGGUUAAAUGGUUAACCUAGGAUCCAACUCGAUUAGCCUAGUUUUUCUAAUUUGAAACAUGUAUUAAACUAUUAUUUUAUAUCUUAGUGGUUAAAAUAUAAUGUAUUCUAAAGUUAUUAAAGUUAUUAAAUGGUUCAACCUCGAACAACCCGAUUAGCCUAGUCUUUCAGCAGAUAAAGCAAUCUUUGAAUAAUGAGGACAGAAAGUGACAACAAAGUCAAAAAGGAACCACACACGAAAUGGUUCAGAGGUUGGGAAUAACUACUUAAUUGAAACUAACAUUGAUGGGAACAAAAUUAAACUAAAUAGAAACAUCAAAGCAACCAUGUCAAUAGUGUUCAAGCUGUUGAUCAACAUACUUGCAAUAAACCUGGAGGUUAAAGUCGAAUGGGAAAGUAAAUUAAUAUGUUCCUUCCGACUAAAGAAAACCAUUGUCUGCUGGAAAAAUAGGACAACAGGCCCACAAAAGCACAAAUCAAUUACUGGGAGGAGUAAACAGCUUAUGCAAGACCAAAUCACAGUGGUAUUUGGUAGUGUGGUUCCUCGCUCCGACUUUAAUCAUCAAGUGGUAUGUAUUGCCAUGGAUAGUUCUCAGCAUUGUCAUGUAGUUUUGGUUCCAAUCAAUAUGAUCGCCAGUCAACACAUCACAUAAAAUUGGCUAAGGUGUGAAGACGGGAACAUGACUUUAACUUCCGCAGUUGGAUCUUCAGUAUGGAUGGCAAUCAAACUCAUGCUCACGGGUAUUCGACCGCCCCCGACCUAGUCAACGCGGGGAAUUCGCGCAUUGACCGGGUAUGGGUAAAACCCGCUAAGAGUUUGAUGGGUGUAGGGUGGGUAUGGUAUGGUUUUAGCCCCCCCCCCCCCCCCCCCCCCCCCUACCCGCCCCACAAAAAAUAUUUCUUCACAUGUGAAAAAUAUGUGAAUCAAUUUGUAAGCUAUGAAUAAUAGUGAGUAUAACUCAAUAAAAAUAUAUAGUAGAAAUGCAAUUGAGUGGCCACUCAAAUCAAAAUCUAAUUUAUUUCUCUCAAUUUUCCCUUCACUCUUUCACUUUUUCCCAUUGUUAACAAGAUUAUGUUAGUUAAUUUAUUACUUAAUAGAUGUAUCACAAUAGAGAAUAAUGAUUUGAAUGACAU
Molecule: messenger RNA, 1992 nt
Organism: Linum trigynum
Lineage: Eukaryota; Viridiplantae; Streptophyta; Magnoliopsida; Malpighiales; Linaceae
Source: the annotation of a GenBank genome assembly